Molecule: messenger RNA, 668 nt
Organism: Amoebophrya sp. A120
Lineage: Eukaryota; Dinophyceae; Syndiniales; Amoebophryaceae
Source: the annotation of a GenBank genome assembly
CUCCCGGUGGCCAGAAGUGUGCGUCCGCUGCGCAGCGGGACCAGGCGGGGGCCACUACACAUCGGCACGCGGGGGGAGAAAUCGGAGGGCGCCCCUCCCCCCUGCGGCCGCGGGGAACGGGAGCUCGGCCUCCCCGGGAGUACACGGUGCGGACAGACAGCGCAAUCAGGCGGCGCGAGCAGGCAGCCUGGCAGCCGGAUCGGGCCGGCGGCGGGCCACGCUCCCCCUGCAGCCGCUACCGGCUGCUGCAGAACGGCAGACAAGGUCGCGGAACGGCGCAGCGGUGGUUGGGAACGCGCCGAUGGGUGAGAGCGGGGAGUGGCGGUCGGUGCCAUCCCCUGCAAACGGUGCUGGCGGUUCUCGUAGAGUCAGGCAUGUACCUUCUAUGUAUAGAUACUGCUCACACAUACGAUUACGAAAUCGAUUGUGUUUUUGCUUUCCUUCGUUUUUCAACGAACUGGAGACUCUUGUUUACGCAAGUGCUCGCUCGGGCCAACCAUUAUGCUCAGAUCUUUGCACGAGCCACGUCUGGUAUUCUGCAGUUCCUUGCUUUUGAUGUUGCCGGUUACACGUCAGGUCAAGGACAUGUGGCGAGCUGCUCGGCCCUGACAGCCCUUGGGAGGUUGAUUUUUCCACAUGCAAGAGGAGCUAUUGUAGAGCACUUGUGA